CCGACAUCCCCAUCUAUGUGAGUACAUCUCCUCAUCAUCCAGGACGUUGAGGAGGCAGUGGGUUGGACUGAGGAAAGAUCGGAUGGGAGAAAGCGAUGGAUGGGUCGUACACGGGAUGGAUGCCAUCCACCCAGCUCAGAUGUUGUUUGUCCCUUGCUCACCUCUGUACAGUCACCAUGGGCGCAUACAAAUACGUCACCGAGCUCUACAAGAAGAAGCAGUCCGACGUCCUCCGUUUUCUCCUCCGCGUCCGUUGCUGGGAGUACAGGCAGCUUAAUGUCAUCCACCGCGCUUCCCGCCCUUCGCGCCCGGACAAGGCUCGCAGGCUCGGGUACAAGGCUAAGCAGGGUUAUGUCGUUUAUAGGAUCAGGGUACGCAGGGGUAACAGGAAGAAGCCUGUGCCGAAGGGUGCUACAUACGGCAAGCCCGUUCGUCAGGGUGUGAACCACCUCAAGUUCCAGCGCUCCCUCCGUUCCACAGCAGAAGAGCGUGUCGGCAGGCGGUGCGGCAACCUCCGCGUGCUCAACUCCUACUGGAUCAACCAGGACGGAGUGUACAAGUACUACGAAGUGAUCUGCGUCGACCCGAGCCACCCUGCGAUCCGCCGCGACGCGAGGAUUAACUGGAUCUGCAACCCCGUCCAUAAGCGCCGUGAGGCCCGUGGACUGACGAGUAUCGGCAAGCAGAACAGGGGCUUGGGCAAGGGCAGCAGGCACAACCAUACCCCGAAGAACGCGACCUGGAAGAAGCACAACACCCUCUCUCUCCGCAGGUACCGCUAGGCGUGAUCGUCCGGAGGAUUGGCUGUUGGUUGGUGUGGGGAGGAUGUCGGGGCUCGAGUACUUUUUGUGUCCGUUUGUGCAUGUUACAAUGGUAUGCUUUGCAUGUCGCCAAAAUAUGAUUC
This is a messenger RNA of Dacryopinax primogenitus, 904 nucleotides long. Its product is annotated as ribosomal protein L15e. The coding region runs from base 177 to 782 and encodes 201 amino acids. The transcript is spliced from 2 exons. NCBI's taxonomy places the organism in Eukaryota, Fungi, Basidiomycota, Dacrymycetes, Dacrymycetales, Dacrymycetaceae. Gene Ontology annotation, biological process: cytoplasmic translation. The record is from RefSeq and is a predicted model, not a curated record. Gene Ontology annotation, cellular component: ribosome; cytosolic large ribosomal subunit. Gene Ontology annotation, molecular function: structural constituent of ribosome; RNA binding.